Molecule: messenger RNA, 793 nt
Organism: Sphaeramia orbicularis (orbiculate cardinalfish)
Lineage: Eukaryota; Metazoa; Chordata; Actinopteri; Kurtiformes; Apogonidae
Product: alpha-lactalbumin-like
Exons: 5
Coding region: 13-621 (202 amino acids)
Molecular function (GO): lysozyme activity
Source: RefSeq, a predicted model, not a curated record
ACUGGAGGAAAGAUGAACAUUCCCGUGGUGUUUCUCCUGGUGGUGUUGGGGUGCAGUCAAGCUGAGGGAGUGUCAAAAUGUGAACUGAGGGACUUAGUACUCACAGAGUUACAAAAUUUACAAGAUGGUGGCCUGUCAUUAGAUCCUAAAGUUGUGACAACCAGAAUUGUCUGUCAUGCGGAGAAGUCGUCAAAUUUCAACACCAGUGCUGUGACCACCCAAGGGUCUGAUGGAGGAAGCAGUUCAAACCGAAAAAAAAGAAACACCAUGGAAGACAUGCUUGAGAUUAUGGAGUCUGAGGGAAUGCGUACGACCACAGUCCAGCCCAAAAAGACAGUAAAAGCAACACAAAAGUGGACCUUCUAUGGUAUUUUCCAGCUUGGCAAUCUCUUGGUUUGCACUGAUGAAGUGUCAACAGACCCCGAAAUCUGUAACUACAACUGCAACACACUAAUUGAUGAUGACAUCACCAAUGAUAUCAGGUGUCUGACAGACAUCAUCAGAAAGCUUCUCAAGGACGGCUUCAACCAGGGAUCCAGAUUCAUGGAAAUGAUCAGACUUAUUUACGACUCAGAGUGUGACGGAUUUGUCUACAGCGACUACUUCCAAGAAUGCCAGUAAAACUGAUCAAGCACACAACGCUAGUUUAGUUUUCCAACUAAAAUACUUCAGCAAGUACUUUGUUACCAAAAGCCUUUCAUGAUUUCUGUAGUGAUAAAACGCUUUCUGGGAAGAUUCAUCUUUGCAGUGAUGUGACAGCAAUAUAGAGUGAUAAUAAAAAGAAGCAUAUUCA